This is a messenger RNA of Malus domestica (apple), 922 nucleotides long. RefSeq lists its product as uncharacterized. Gene Ontology annotation, cellular component: chloroplast thylakoid membrane. The record is from RefSeq and is a predicted model, not a curated record. NCBI's taxonomy places the organism in Eukaryota, Viridiplantae, Streptophyta, Magnoliopsida, Rosales, Rosaceae.
CAUUUGAUGAGAGGGCUGUUUGUGCCCCUGAACCAGAGAGAGAGAGGUGGUGGCAAAUAUCCAUGGGUACCACAUCCAUAACUCUAUCCCGACCACCAUCAACUUUCUCCCAUUUUCUCAGGCCAAACCAUUCUCAAUUCCUCAGAACAACCCAGAAACCAUCCUUCCCCUUAUCCUCCCCAACCACCACAACCAAACGGACCCUAAUUUUCAACACCCCAGAUGAUAAUCUCACCCAAAGAAGCACCCCAACUCGGCAAAUCAGUGCCACCUCUGCUGAAUCUGUGCCUGCAGAAGCCGCCGUCCCACUUGAGACUGCCCAGGAGAUAGUGGCCUCUAGUGACGAAGGAGUGUCUGUCGCCAUUUCUGCCCUUCUCUUCGUUGCCUUUGUUGGCCUGUCCAUUCUCACCAUUGGGGUGAUCUACCUAGGUGUGACAGAUUAUCUGCAGAAGAGGGAGAGAGAGAAACUAGAGAAGGAUGAGGCAGAUAACAAGAAGAAGGGUGGGAAGAAGAAGAGGGUGAGAGCAAGAGCUGGGCCUAAAGGAUUUGGCCAAAAGAUUACUAUUGAUGAAGAAGAUGAUGACUGAACUGCAAGUGCUCUGAUAUGUAUGAUUUUCAUUUUUUUUUUCCUAUAGUAAGUCUCAAAUUUGUAAGGGCGACCCCAAGCCAAUAGGGCUUCCCACUUUGCGAGGGUCGGGGGAGGGAGAGGGAGGGAGGGGGAAACGUCUCUCGUAUGCAGCCUUAUCCUUAUUUUGUAAAGAGGCGGUUUCAACGUCAGUCAUAAAGGAGCAACCUUUGGUUGCAUUAAGGCUUGCCCUCCAAAUUUGUAAGUUUAUGAAAUUUUCAGUUGUUUUGUUGCCGACUUUCUUGCAGUUAGAAAUAGUUUGAGUAAUGAGAAAAGAGGCAUUUAUAUUCCCAUGAA